AUGGGAAGUGUACACCAGUGCAACAAGACAAAAAUCUCAAAAAUACAAGCAGUGCAAAUUGAUGUACUGGAUAAACAGCUGGGGGAAUGGAUUAUAGCUCCGGGCCAUGCUGCAGAGCAAGUCUGGGCAGGCAGCAAGCAGUUAGUUGAGGGCAGUUUUGUUAACGCUGGCGGGGGGGAUGCUGCGGCAGGAUCCGUGUUUCGCACAUGCGAGCGGCGGGCGGUGCGCGAGUGUUGCUCCAUCAGGAUUCGGCGAGGAAAAUCAUCGCGAAUUCCUUCAAAUCCGGCCGUGCUCUCCCCUGCCGCGCUGCCCUCCCCUGCCGCCCUGCCUGCUGGGGCUGGUGCGAGCGGCGGGCGGCUGGGGGUGGCCGUCCCCGGGCAGGCAGGGAGGGAAGCGGGCGGAGAGGCGCGCGCCCCCGGCCCCGCCCGCGCGCUCGGUGCGCAGGUGGCGGCAGCGGGCCGGGAUAAGUGCCCAGCACCACCGCACCCUCAGAGACCGGGCCGCAGGAGAUUACCAUUGACAUGUUGGGAUUUCAAAAGCUUGAAAAGCUGGAGUUUGGUGGAAUCAAGGGAAUGUUUUAAAGCAGCAUUGAUGAUUGGACUGAAACCCAGUGGAGACAGAUUAAUGUGGAACAGAUGGAUGUGCAGCUCACAAAGUUUGCCAAGGCCAGGCUUUUAGCAGCAAAGAAGAUACCACCUUGAAAGAUAUUCCAGGACUCCAUGAAGUAGGAGGUGAAGUCUGAAGUAUAGGGGAAAAUGCUUUGAAAGAGUUGGGUACUGAAAAGAUUUUGGCAGAAAUCAGCUGACCAUGGGCGUGCAGUGGGAUUGUCUUACAAAGAGCAUCACAGGAACAGAGCUCCUUUAUUAAGCUCAGAUGAACAGCUGGUGGAAACUUUGGACAACCAAGUUCAUCUGUAAAUGGUUUUGAGAAAUGAAUUUGUGGUAUGUUUCACUGAACAAGUGAAAUUAAACAGCA
Molecule: messenger RNA, 975 nt
Organism: Pogoniulus pusillus (Red-fronted tinkerbird)
Lineage: Eukaryota; Metazoa; Chordata; Aves; Piciformes; Lybiidae
Exons: 8
Coding region: 1-678 (225 amino acids)
Source: RefSeq, a predicted model, not a curated record